GCAACUUUUAACCUGAACCAAUGGGCCAUGGACUUUGAGCAUAAUAAAGCCAACAUCAUUGACUCCAUCAAACAGGCUGAAGAGGCAGGUGCCACCAUCAGGUUCGGCUCAGAGCUUGAAAUUCCAGGUUAUGGGUGUGAAGAUUAUUUCCUUGAAAUGGACACCAUCAACCACUCAUGGGAGGUCCUAGCUGAGAUUAUUGAGGAAGGGUGGACUGAUAACAUUAUCUGAGACAUUGGGGUUCCGGUGUACCACAAAUCGUUCUUGUACAACUGUAGGGCCAUUGUGUACAAGCGCAGGAUCCAUUUGUUGAGGCCAAAAACAAGCUUAAACAAUGAGAGAGGCAAAUAUGAGAAUAGGUACUUCACAGAAUGGACAGACCUCGAAGAGUUAGUAGACUUUGAUCUCCCUGAGGAAAUCAAAGCUGUGACUAAUCAAGAGCAAGUGAAGCUUGGGGUUGCCAUCCUUAAUUUUCUUGAUUGCAAAAUGAUUCAUGAAGUUGGGACUGAGUUUCAAGAUAAUCAAAGAUUAGCCAACUUUAUGAAGAAGAACUCAUAUCAAAAGAACUUAGAUGGAGAGGAAGAUAGGAUCAAUAUUGUUCUUAACAGCACAUGCACAUUCCAUUCAUUAGGAAGACUACAAGAUAAAAUAGAUAAAAUCUUAGAACAUUCUUCUAGUUUUGGAGCAGCAUAUGUUGUUUCAAACCAAAUAGGCUGAGAUGGAUCCCAGCUCAUAUGUGAUGGAGGAUCUAUGAUAGUUUCUAACGGGAAAGUAAUUGCUAAAGGAUCUCAUUUCAACUUAAAAACAUGAGAAGGAGUUAUAUCUCCUAUCGAUUUAGAUGAGAUUUCCAAUUCUCAAAAAUCUACAGAGCAUAACGUUUUGAACGAUCGUGAUUUAUUCAUAAACAAGGUUGAAAUUCCUUUAUAUGUUUGCAAAUCUUCUUCAAGAGGAGUUCCAUUCUACGAGAACAUAAACAGGACUCUAUCACUUCCAGAAGAAAUAUCCUUAUCAUGUGCUCAUUGGCUUUGGAACUUCUUAAUCAGAUCUGAAGCAAAAGGAUUUUUACUUCCUCUCUCUGGUGGUCUUGACAGUGCAUGAGUUUGAACAAUUUGUUUCUCACUGUGUAGGCUCAUAUUCCAAGAUAUUUCUGAUGACGAAAAUAGUCCAACACUCAACAGUUUGAGAAGAGUUAUCAGAGAUGACUCCUUUGUACCAACUUCCCCACAAGAAAUAUGAGAAGAGAUCCUCAGCUGUUAUUACCUCGGGACUGAGAACUCUUCUUCUAGGACUUACCAGAGAGCUUUUGAAUUAUCGCAAGAAAUUGGAUGCAAAUUCGACAAAUGCAAGAUCGACGGUUUAUAUGAUUCUUCACUUGGGAUUUUCACAGAUUUAUUCCAAAGACACCCUAGAUAUCUUUGCCAAGGAGGUACAGAGGAAGAAGAUCUUGCUCUUCAGAACAUUCAGGCUAGAGUUAGGAAAAUAUUUGCAAGUUUUAUAGCUGAGAGCAAUAGUUUUGACAGAAACGACGAAGGAUAUCUACAAAUUCUGUCAACCACAAAUGUUGACGAAGCUUUGACUGGAAACAUUACCAAAUAUGACAACAGUUCAGGCACCCUCAACCCUAUUGGAGGAUUAAAUAAGGAUGAUCUCAGAAAAUUCUUGGAGUAUGCCAAGGAAGAAUUUGGACUGGACUCUUUACAAAGUAUUUUAGAUGCAAACCCAACUCCUGAGCUGAGACCUUCUGAUGACAUAGAGAAGGAUUCUACCCAAAUAGAUGAGCAAGAUCUAGGCUUAACAUACUCCCAAUUAAAUGUACUAGGAAGAUUAAGAACUGUUGAAAGAUGUGGGCCUGUGUCUAUGUUCUCAAAAUUGACUGAAGUUUGGUUUGAUUUAUCACCAAGUGAGAUUGCACAGAAAGUAAAGAUAUUCUUUACUUUGUAUUCCAAAAAUAGACACAAAGCAUUCUCUCUAGCCCCUUCUCUUUGAAUUAGCCAAUAUGAAGUUGAUAUAAAGUAUGAUUACAGACAAAGUUUGUAUAAUGAUGAAUGGAGCUUCCAGUUUAAAAGAAUAGAUCAAAUGGUUGAUGAACUAGAUAAAGAAGAUUUAGUUUAA
Messenger RNA from Moneuplotes crassus, 2112 nucleotides. The record is from the annotation of a GenBank genome assembly. Lineage: Eukaryota; Ciliophora; Spirotrichea; Euplotida; Euplotidae.